UGUUAAAAAAAAAUAAUCGUCUGGAAUAUCUUCAGUGAUCAAACUCGUACAUUAGUUUAAAACUGUGACUUCAGCGUUCGACAUGCGUUGUGCGUUAGUUCUAGUUGCAACCGUUUUGGUCGUAUCUACCAUAGGAGCACGUGUUCUUGAUGAUAAAGGGGACAUCUUCACUUCUGUGAAAAGAGCCCCGGCGUCUACAGAGUUCGAUGUCCUUGACCUGCUGUUUAAGUACGGGGACGAGGACGAGUCUGACAGCCUGGAGUACUCCGAGGUCAUGGAGUUGUUUUGUGGACGGAUUUUUUCCGUUAAUAUAAAUGACAUCAUAGCGUCCAUCAUGAAACAAGAUAAGGACGGAAACAACAGCAUUGGCCGGGAUGAAUGGAGGUCCAUUUCUUUCACCAAAGAAGAACAAAAGACCUUUGACCGUUCUCCCUAUAUCACCAUUUUGGCUUAAUGGCCACUGUCUGGAAUUUCCUAAAUAAAAUAAUUCAAGCAAAACAUUUGUAUUCACAUCACCG
This is a messenger RNA of Magallana angulata, 518 nucleotides long. RefSeq lists its product as uncharacterized. Bases 83 to 454 code for a protein of 123 amino acids. The transcript is spliced from 3 exons. The record is from RefSeq and is a predicted model, not a curated record. Lineage: Eukaryota; Metazoa; Mollusca; Bivalvia; Ostreida; Ostreidae.